AGAUUAUCACAUUGCCAUAGCACAGCCCACAUUUUCCAAGGUGCUGACUGAAAUGCUUAACAUUCUGGAGCGGACACUGUGUAAGAAAUGGAUUUCCCUAAAUAUGACGGAAGACGAACAGCGGCGUGCUAAACUACACUUCUAUCAGAAAACAUCAAUUCCGGGUGUUAUUAUGUGUUUGGAUGGAACCCACGUAAAAAUUAUUCCACCUAAGCUGAAUCGAAAUUUGUUUUUUAAUCGGAAGGGAUUUUAUAGUCUCAACGUUCUGAUUGUUUGUGACGAUCAGCAAAGGAUUCGUUUCGUUGAUCCUACCUUCCAGGGAUCUAAUCAUGACUCUCAUAUAUGGCGUGUAAGCCCUGCAAGAACUCACUUUGAGCAGCUUCACCAAAAUGGUGAAGUUAAUACUAAGAUUCUAGGUGAUGCUGGUUAUCCAUCGGAACCUUGGUUAGUAACGCCAUUCAGAGCAGCGGAGGAAGGGAGUUUGGAGAGCGAUUUUAAUCGCAGGCAUGCCUUGGGUCGUGCUAUCGUCGAGCGGACAAUCGGUUUACUAAAAAAUCGGUUUAGAUGCAUCCUUGGCGCGAGACAACUUCACUACAAUCCUACUAAAUGCGCUCAAAUUAUAAAUGUAUGCUGUGCACUUCACAAUAUAUGCUUAGAAUUUGGUCGUUCUCAGUAGUUAUAAUAUGUUAUGCAGCUGUUUACAUAAUAAACUUUUGUUUAAAUUAAUAUUUAUGACUGUUAAAUUUCAUCUAACUUGUUUGCAAAUGCUCAAAUAAAUAACAAC
This is a messenger RNA of Toxorhynchites rutilus septentrionalis, 784 nucleotides long. RefSeq names its product putative nuclease HARBI1. The record is from RefSeq and is a predicted model, not a curated record. The transcript has 3 exons. Bases 53 to 676 code for a protein of 207 amino acids. NCBI's taxonomy places the organism in Eukaryota, Metazoa, Arthropoda, Insecta, Diptera, Culicidae.